Molecule: messenger RNA, 6785 nt
Organism: Scylla paramamosain (green mud crab)
Lineage: Eukaryota; Metazoa; Arthropoda; Malacostraca; Decapoda; Portunidae
Product: glycine receptor subunit alpha-2-like
Exons: 9
Coding region: 16-1356 (446 amino acids)
Biological process (GO): chemical synaptic transmission; chloride transmembrane transport; nervous system process
Cellular component (GO): synapse; neuron projection; plasma membrane
Molecular function (GO): excitatory extracellular ligand-gated monoatomic ion channel activity; chloride channel activity; transmembrane signaling receptor activity
Source: RefSeq, a predicted model, not a curated record
AGAAGAAUAGUGGUGAUGGAAGUGCUGACGUGUUGUAUUUUCUUUCGUUUCAGGGAAUGUGACAAGCUGAACUACCUGGGAGUGCUGGACAAGCUGCUGGAGGGGUACGACAGGCGAGCCACACCCACCAACCACCUCAACAACGCCACAACCGUCAUGUGUGAGCUCUACAUCAGAAGUUUUGGCUCCAUUGACCCGAAUUCCAUGGACUACCAGGUGGAUCUGUACUUGCGUCAGGCAUGGGUAGACAUGAGGCUGAACCACGCCAACCUGACGGAGCCGCUGGACUUGAACGACCCCAACUUGGUGAAGGCCCUGUGGAAGCCCGAGGUGUACUUUCCCAACGCCAAGCACGCAGAGUUCCAGUUCGUGACGGUGCCCAAUGUGCUGGUCCGCAUCAACCCCAUGGGCGAGAUCCUCUACAUGCUGAGGCUGAAGCUCGUGUUUGCUUGCAUGAUGGAGCUCUCCAAGUUCCCGCUGGACUCACAAGUCUGCACCAUGGAGAUAGCGAGCUUUUCCAAGACGAUGAAGGAGCUGAACCUGUCGUGGAAGAAUGACGACCCCAUCAAGAUGUACAAGAACAUGCGGAUGCCUCAGUUCGAGAUGGAGCAGAUCGUGCCCACCACCUGCCAGGAGUCAUUCCAGAUUGGCAACUACAGCUGUUUGGUGGCGGAGUUCCACAUGCGACGCGCCAUUGGGUUCCACCUGGUCCAGAGUUACCUGCCCACCAUCCUCAUUGUGGUCAUCUCCUGGGUUUCCUUCUGGAUGGACGUGGACUCCGUGCCUGGCAGAACCACCCUGGGCGUCACCACUCUGCUCACCGUCUCCUCAAAGUCCUCAGGUAUCCAAGCUGGACUUCCUCAGGUGUCCUACGUAAAAGCCAUUGACGUGUGGAUGGGCGCAUGUACAGCCUUCGUGUUCUGCGCCCUGCUGGAGUUCACCUUCGUCAACUACCUGUGGCGCCGGCGCCCCCAGAUGGAGCUCCGUCUGAGAGGAGGCUCUAACGGCAUCUGUUUGGCUGACCGCUUCCCCAAUCUCGGCACCGGCUUCCCCACGCCCCAGAAGUCCCCCAGCGCCAUGGCCAGCAACACGGAGGUCAAGAUCAGCCAGGCGGGCAGCGGCGGAGCAGUGGUCACCACCCCAGGCAGCAACCCUCCUGGAGGAAGCUCAGACACCCUGAAGGGUGGCUCCUCCCCGUGCCAGGAGGACCCGGCGCAGGUCACGGCCCAGAUCGUGCGAGCCUUCAAGCAAUCCAACAAGAUCAAGGCCCGGCAGAUCGACGAGUACUGCCGCGGCCUCUUCCCUCUCCUCUUCGGCCUCUUCAACAUCUUCUACUGGUGCUACUACAUGCUCUAGGUCCUCUCCCUCGCCUUCAUCUCCUUCUCCUCAACGUCAAUGACUCGGAAAAGAAGAAAAUUUCAAUUCUAACUCUUCGCUUCCAAAACCAAAUAUCGGGUCAAGUUUGCGGGUUGUGAUUCCCGGCGUGAGACACUCGCGGCGGUGUGCGAGGCCACACCCGCGGGACGGAGGUGAGGUGGCGGGAGGCAUACCUGUGGCUGCACGGGUAUGAACUGUGAUUUGCUGAGGCUUUUGUGGCUGAGUGGCAAUGAAUACUGAGUGAAUACUUCAAUGUGAUGCUGCGGCUCGCGGAGAUCCUGGAGGACGGCACGAGACCUAGUGAGGCAGGCCGCCCCCACGCGGAGGGAACCGCAGGUGGGCGAGCCCGGGUCACGAAAGCAACUGCAGUCUUAUUCUAGAUUCAUAGAUAUUUUUGUAUAAAAAUACGUCACUGAAUCUGCCUCCUGGAUCUUCUUAUCUCUGGUGCGCGUUUCUGUCUUCACUCCCACAGAUGUUUGUGUGUGAUGAAGACAAGUAUUAUAUGGACUAUUUGUUAGCGUUAAGGUGCGGCGGCCCGAGCCGGGGACAGCAAGCCCGGCGGUGGUGCGGGCCCCGGCGGGCAGGGCUUGGCGUGGCAGCAAUGGUGGUGAAGCUGCGACAGCUGCGAGGUGACGGCCCGCCACACCUGGCCACCGCGUCCCUGCUGUCCCCGCCCCGCGGCUCCCGGCACACUAUACAUAAGCUUUAUUAUUCAUGUCAGAUUUAGCAUAAGCAAGAGUCGCUCCGCCACGCCCCAAACUCUCUCAACACCCCCUGACAAGAGCCAGACCGAUACGCUUGUAUGCAUGUAUGUGUCGAAACACUUAUAUAUACACAUAUAUAUGCAUACGUGUUAGGAGCAAACAUACACAUACUGUGCAUAAUUCCCGCAAUGUUGUAAAAUAUUUGAUGCAUAAUACAUAAACAUCAAAAUAUAUUAUACACAAAUCUAUGUACAUUAGCUAUACUGUAAUGGUGACGGUGUGUGUGUCGCCCCAAGGCGUGGGUGUCUGUGGUGCUGCACGUGUGUCGGGCGCCGGCCAGCGGCACGACGCCCGAGGCUCGCCGGGCCACGACAGAAUCACAAUUUGGCAUUUCUCGGCAGGCGGUGGACGCACGCGGCGCCCCGCUGGUUGUGUGGCAGCCGCGGCCCCUGCGGGAGAAAAACCAACAGCCUCAGUGAUCCAGCGGUGGACGCGACGCUCCUCACGAUGCCCGAUUCAACAAAGUAGCCAGACCGAGCCGCUACACCGCCACGCCCUCCCAGGAGCGGCUUCCCACACGCCGCCGCUCAAAGAAGUUGCCGCGGCGUGACUUGGGCGGCGCGCUGCGUGGUGCAUUGAGGAUCCUCAUUACCUGGAGAGAAACUGUUAUACUAAUUAUUUUGAAAUAUCUAUUUUCACUAGACGUGAUAAGAUCAUUUUGGCAGUAUUUGCACCAAGAGCGUGGCAGGCGGGGCCAGGCUGGACAGAGCACUGCUGUACAUAAUAUUCUACAUUCUAAAGAGGACAGCCACUGUCAGUCGUUCACGUGCCCGUCCACUUGCCCCGCCGCGCCCGCCCAGUGAGACCCUGCAUAGGGUGCUGUACAUAGUCAUCGCUUAAGGAGCUACCACAUGGCCCACGACUUCCUUCAGCACGUCCAGGAAAACAUUACCGAUGAUCAGAGAUGAGGCAACAAAUUAGCGCAAGGUGAGAACGUUACGUGGUGUGCACGUCAAGGACCAAGCCUUGUCCCAAGGGCGCUAAGGUCACGUGGGAACCAAUCUGGUGCGAUAUCAGCACUGUUACAUCUUUAACAUCUCUGAUCAAAUCGAGACGCUACAAUGGGAAGGCGCCAAUGAUCUGUACUGUGCACCGGCACGCCGUAAUAAGGAAACGCUUGCUACUGUGUAAUCUAACUGAUCCCACUGUACAAAAUAAUCCGUAAUAAGUUCAAUCAAACGGCACGUCAACCACCAGGUGUGCUUGGGCCCGCACUGUGUUAUGGACAACACCGUAAUGUCAAAGGUAACGUUCCGCAGCGUGCCAUCACCUGGGUGGACACGCGGUCACGGGCGUGACGUCACGAUUUUCGAUGCGUGCACCCGAAUGUUGCCCCGCUCGCUGGACGGUUCAAGGAAAGACGCCCCGUGUAAUAGCCCCUUUAGUAAACGCGGCUUCCGGCGGCCUGCCUGCACCCUUCCCCCCUGCUCCACCGCCGCCCGCUGCCACUCCCGCUGCGCCGCUACAGUAGUCCGCACGCAGGGAGAAACACACUGAAGGGCGAGACGCAGCUGUCUGUCACGUGACAAUAACUCUCCCCCAACGUGCAUCAGGAGCUCCGUCAAAGCCUUGCGGUUGGUUUCCUUCUCGUGUCUAGAGUGUCGCCGCCAGCACAGCGUGAGUCGCCGCUCACCGUUGCACACACAAAGGGAACAACACACCGGGCACCACAUAAAGCAUGGUCUUUUUAUGCCCCAAGACUCAGGCAAUGAGUGGCGGGUGCUGCGGCGGCGGGUAGCGGUGGAGUUCGCGUGAAACACACCAACACACCAAUCAACACCCUAACGGCACGGCGCGGGUGUGACGGGCGGGCUGUGAGUACCUGUGCGGGCGGCCCGCAGCCUCUCGUGAGGGAGCGCCUCCCUGCUAUGCCGGUGGUCGCCGCGGCCAGCAUUCCGCGUUCAUUUCAAUACAGUCUUAAAAGUGAAGCUGAAAAAUGACUGACAAAGGGAGGGAAUCCGCUGGCCACUCUAAUGAUGCACUCACCAAACAUUCACAAGCUCUACUCGCUCCCCUGAUCCCCAGCACACAGGCAGACAGGAUGGCUAGUGUAUACGCAGCUUUGCAAGGCAGCCCCGGCAAACCACAGGGGUGCCCUCCCUCGCGCCCCCUGCCCCGCCCCGUCCCGUAGGCCAAGUACCCUCCAGGCCGCCACGUCUGGAUUCCAUCGAAACGUUACAUAGUAGAAUCCAAAUGCAGUUUUUAUCAAAUUUUCAAUAAUGGAAAUAUUCCUGACCCCUGGUUCCCUUCGUUUAGACAGGUGUAGCAGUAGUCGCCCCACGGUCACCUCACUUCUCGUUUUGGCCGCUGUCGCCCAACAAGCCGCUCGUUCCUCAGUUGCUAUUGACGCAUCAUAGACGAGGCAGUGUAGAGUUGCUCUGUGUUAUCAACCAAUAAUAAUGAUAAUUCUAUGGCGCUUCCUAUCGUAGACUAUUUUCUCAUCGCCUGGUUUUUCCUUCUCUCCUGUUUUAGGUCACAACAGAAUCAGCCGCCACAGCUGCCCUUGGGAUGGGUUACAUUAAGUUAGGUUUCCUUACACUGUAUUUAAUUAGAUAAGGUGUGCGACUAGGUCAAGUUACCUAACCUAACAGAACAUGACCUUAUCUAACCUAACCUAACCUGACCUAAAAUAACCGACACCAAACGUAGCUAGGGUAACUGAUCUUCCCGUGACUGAUCUCCUGUUCCCAUACGUUCUGUACAGAAUUCCUGGCCCUGCAUUUCGCCUACGCACCUGCCCCGCGAUCCUCUCACACCCAGACGCUGUGUACUACGGAUAGAUCAACACCCACGCUUACCUUGGUGGGGUAUUAUGUCAUUCAGCGCUUUAUAUAUAUAUAUAUAAAUAUACUUAUACACACGUACGUACACUACUGCAGUAUUACUAACGCUAUUCUCUCUCUCGCAUCCAUCACUCGACGUCUCUCACGGCUUCAGGAGUACAAAACUAUAGUAACAGUCCUUUGUCAUGAAAAAAUAAUUGAAAAAACUUGAAAACAGACGCUAAUGAUUGCUAAUAACAUAUGUGCACUUACACACACACACACACACACACACACACACACACACACACACACACACACACACACACACACACACACACACACUCACAAAUCCAGACAUGAUCUGACCUAACCUGACCUUUUUCCUCUCCCUUAGAAGCUCGUAUGUUUUAUUUCUUUUCUUUACUGUAUGAGACGAAAAGUACCCAACAGUGCCAAAACAAAUGUUGUUCAAAUAAAGAUUGAAGACAAUAAUUUCCUCCCCUCCCCCCCAAAAAAAAUCGUACUGAAAUCCUAAAAUAAAUAAAAACAAAAAAUAAUUAAUCCUCCCAGAGGAAAUGCAGUAACUCGGCCCUAAUGAACCUUACUUCUCCCCACAUAAAAAAAAAAAAAGUAGAAAUAUAAACAACAAACAUAAUUCACUUCCUGUAACUCCCGAUAUCAAAAUAAAACCUUACAAAAUGCCUGCCCAAAGCCAUCCCUCGUAAUACUGGCGCCCUGUCUCAGGUAGCGGAGCACUGCCUGACAAGCACCUGACUCGCGCCCUUGUUCUCCUUUAGGCUAAAAUUGGGCAACGGCAGGAAGGCAGUUAGUGUUAUCCAGCCCCGGUGCUCGCUGACAUUGGCUAUAUUCAGCUCCCCACUGCCAAGCCUUCCCCGCUCUCCCCUUCCCCCUCCCUCCCUCCCCUCCGUGAAUGGCAUGGUAGCAGGAGGAUGACAGACACGAGGCGACAGACAGACAGGUGUGUGUGUGUGCAUGUGUGGUGACAGGUGAGCUCCCUCAUUCAUCACCACGCAAACAACAUCCUCCUGCCUUGUUAUAAAAUUAGUGAUAGCGUUUCAUCAACAGAUGGAACACAACACACAACAAAAAUUACGUACUUCAACUACUGUUACUACUACUAUUACUACUAUAAUUGAUGCACACCUAUACCAGAAACAACACUUUCAUUCCAACUCGCUUUCAAAUUCAACACAACACCACCGUAACAACAAAAACAACACCGUCAAUAGAAACAAAACAACAGCGUCAACAAAAAAAAAAACUAGCAAAACAUCAACAAAAACAUCAGUAACGACAAAACAUUAACAGCAGUAACUACAAAAUUAUAACAAAAACAAAGCAAACAUCAUCAACACCAACAAAAAACAAUAACAACAAAACACCAUCAAAACAACAAAACACAAAGAUAACAACAAACAAAAACAACGAAAGGCCAACACAGAACACCCUCACCCGCAGCACUCUACACAAACACCACAACACCACAGCACACAACACCACAGCGCACAUCGUAACACCACUCUAGCGUCCGUUUACCGUUCUGCCGCGGCCACACGUACCAGACGCUGACCUGACUUGACCUGACUUCAAUUGGUUCCCUCUCUCUCCUAGCAUCUCAAGGCGGCUCCUCAAUGGACACCUUUCGUAUUUACCUUCCAAUAAAUUUCAUGAAUACGGCGCCAAGUUCUUUUAUCCUCUAAUAAUGAAUAGUUUCUUUUAUAAUUAGACCUUUUCAAAACAUGCACUACAAGAGGUUAUAUUCUACUGUCAUUUUAUUGAAGAGGAAACUAUAGUAGGUUCUGUAUUGGUUACUUAUCCAUGAGAAUUGUAUGUAUAAUUCAAUAAAGCAAUGACUGAC